Messenger RNA from Rana temporaria (common frog), 1957 nucleotides. RefSeq lists its product as uncharacterized. The transcript has 2 exons. The record is from RefSeq and is a predicted model, not a curated record. The coding region runs from base 87 to 1952 and encodes 621 amino acids. NCBI's taxonomy places the organism in Eukaryota, Metazoa, Chordata, Amphibia, Anura, Ranidae.
UGCAAGGAAAGGAGUUUGGUGACAUUGGGAAGUGUUGUAAAGAGAGAAGUAAAAGGUAGGAGAGGAAACAAGAGAGCCUGUCCAGCAUGCCAUCGUGUAUAAUAAAAGGUUGCCCCAAUACUUGGCGUAAGCGGGAUACAUCCGCCAUCAUGCACAGUUUUCCUAUGCAACGUGAUAGAAUACAGAAAUGGCUUGAAAAUAGCGGCCAAUUCAAGAAUAAUCUACAGGAGAUGGUACAGAAGGUGCUCGAUGGGAAAUUGUACGAUACAUAUCGAAUGUGUUCUUUACACUUUGAACAUCAUGCAUACAGAUACGAGGAAAACCGGCGAAGACUUAGACCAGAUGCUCAGCCGACUAUAUUUCAAACACAAGCAUCCACAUCGGGUGAAUCUACUGGAAUUAUCACAGCCAUGCCAUCAACAUUUACCGUUUCCUCUUUACCUACUCAUAGUGUUGUAAGUACUUGCUCUACGGCAACCACCACAGUUCUCACAUUUUCAACAGCUUCUUCAAAGUCUACAACAGUAACUACAUCAGCUUUAGAAACAACCACUCCGUCAACAACCGUUAUUUCCAUCACAACAACUCCACUGUGUACUCCGUUGUAUGCAUCAUCAACCGCUGUGUCGCAAGGAUUAAUGCAACGAUUUGAAAAUUCUGAGCCCUCAACGUCUUCGGGACGGUCCUCUAUACAAACAUCUACUGGCAAGCAGGAUUCUGGUCCAAAAAGAGUUUCAGAAACUAGAAUUCCAUCAACACAAAGCAAAAGACCAAGAACAGCCAGUUUAGCGCAAAGGGAUUUUGCAUCUCAGACUAUGCCUUUUUAUUUUCAUAGUCCAAAGAGCCAAAAAAAUCCUCUUCCAAAAAGAGCAAAAAAUAAAUUGUGCCGUAAAAUUAUUUGUGAAGAAGAAGAAAAUAAAAAGGCUAGAGAAAUUGUAUAUACUGCUGAAGGAACUGAGCACGGUGCUUACGAAAUUCAUACUUGUCAAGAAAAGCAAACGGCUGUGGAGGAAAGUGUUGUUUUGGAAUAUGAUUUGUCAUCAGCAGUUCAAAAUGAAGAAGUUGAGGAAGGUCCAUCCUCUAUUUUCCAAGCCGAGGAGUCAAUUACUACAACUACAUCCACCCAAAUACCAUGGAUGGCUCCUCAACAGAGUACAUACAUUCCUGUAAGAAGUAAUCAAUAUUUAAAAGAACACAACUACAACCAAAUUUUUCGUGAGCAUGAAAUUAUUGACCCUUUCUCUCCAUUACUAGAUCCUCAGCCAACUCAAAUGGUUCUUCCAGAACCUGAUGAAAACAAGCAAAUGGACCAUGAAUCAAUUCCUGGAGAAUGCGCUGAGAAUACUGUGCCAAUAGAAUUCUCAGAAACCACAUAUAUCGAUGAAGACGACACCUCCUUUUAUCCAUCGGAUUGUGAGGAGGAGGUUGAGGAGGAGUCUUGCGUUGACAGUAGUGAGGAUGAAGAGGAGGAGGAGGAGGAGGAGGAUCUUAAUGAAAAGUUUGAGGAUUUAUUUGAUAUAAAUGAAGAUAUAGUCCGUGAUGCUAAAUUCAUAGUUUUCGAAUCCUCCUUGAAAAAACUUAUACGCCUUGUGCCGUGUCAAUUUAAAAAAAAAUGUAAAGGAAAGCUAACUCACUAUCAAAAAAGUUUCCAGGGAAGCCUGAUGAGCUUGAGUGUAAAAUGUUCUCAAGGACAUACCGGGCAUAUAUGGAAGUCACAACCAACUGUAAAUAAUAAACCUGCUGGAAAUCUCAUGUUAUCUGCUGGAAUUGUACUAAGUGGAAAUAGUUUUAAAAAAAUAGAUUGUUAUUUUAAAUCAAUCAAUCUAAAAGGAAUCUCCCCCUCAACUUUCUAUUCAUAUCAGAAAGAUUCAAUUUUUCCUGGAAUUGAUUUAAAGCGGGGUUCACCCUUAGAGGGCACUUUUUCCCCUUCGCUUCCUGCUCGUUUUCUCUAGGGGAA